Messenger RNA from Zalophus californianus (California sea lion), 1437 nucleotides. RefSeq names its product translation initiation factor IF-2-like. The transcript has a single exon. The coding region runs from base 1 to 1437 and encodes 478 amino acids. NCBI's taxonomy places the organism in Eukaryota, Metazoa, Chordata, Mammalia, Carnivora, Otariidae. The record is from RefSeq and is a predicted model, not a curated record.
AUGUGCUGCUGUUGCCGACCUGAGGCGGCGACUCUGGGCCGAAGGGAGGCGGCCGGUGCCGGGCCCCGGGACCGCGCGCCCCCCUCGCCGGCUCGCCCCGGCCGCCCCGGCGCACACCCCGCGGUCUGCCCGCCCGCUGCCCGCUGCCCGCCGCCCGGCGGUGGCUCCUGCGUCCGCGCGUCCCCGGCACCGUACGCUCGCUUUCCCCGCGGGCGCGUCGCCGCGGCCCCUGGCGCUCCAGGCUCCCGAGACCCACCGGCCAGGCGGCGGGACCUUCCGACGCUCACUGCUCCUGGCGGCUGUCAGUGCGUUUUCCGCCUGGGAAGCCCAACCCCGAAAGCCCCCACUCUCCGGGGUUCCCCCACAAGUGAGAGACACCCCCGCCCGCGGAGAGCCCCGCACGUCCCUCCCCGAAUGCUCCAGGACCCCGCGGAGCGUGCGGACCCGAGGUCUCCGAGCCGCGGCGAGGGUCAGCGCCCGGGUCGUGGAAGACGCCGGACCAGCGAAGUAACCCCCUCCUGCUCGGCGGCCGCUGCCCCGAGUCUUACUCCCCCCGCCCCGGGGGGCCAGCCUUCCCGCGACCCCUGCGCGGAGCUCGCGACACCCACCUUGCGCCGUGGACGCGUCUGGGACGUGCAGCCCGGGCGGCGCGGGCCCGGCGCGCGCGGCGGAGAGGCGGGCGGGAGCGGCCCCGUCAACACCUCGUGCGGAAUCCGGGACCAGAACGUUCCCCGACGCCGGCCUCCAGCCCGCGGCGCCGCAGUCGCUGCCGCCGCCGAGCAGUUAAAUGGGGCUGGGACGGGGGCCGCCCCGCCUCUCCCGCCCCCUCCGGGCGCGGAGCGCAGCGCUGGCAGGGGCCCAGCGGCGGAGGGCGCGCGCCGCCACCUGCACCGCCCGGCAAGUGCACGGCGCGCCCGGCCGCCCGGCCGCCCUCCGCCCGAGCCGGGGGGCGCCGGGGCACGAGGGGAGCGCGUGAGGGGCCGGGCCCGGGCCGCUCGGAGCGCGCGGGGGCCUCGGCGACGGCGAGACGCGGCUGGAACGCUCCUCCGCCCGCUUCCUGGAAGCCACUCCUCGCCCUGGGCCGGCCGCCAGGCGUGGUGCCAAGAGCCGGGAUUGCCGACGCCGCCACCGCCGGCAGGCGCGCUGGGGAGAGGCGGCCGCGGCCUCGCGAGCCAGCGCGGGGCGCCCCGCCUCAGUCGGAGCCGGGAGGAGGGCUGCCGUCGCCCCCCGCCGCCCCGAGCCUGCAGCCGCCCCCUCCCGGGCCGGACGCCGCCGCUGCUCGGGCUGGCCCAGCGGCCACACGGAGGGGUGCCCGGAGCCGCCGGUUCGUGCCCGCGGGCCUCAGGCGCCCGCGGCCGGUGCGGACCUAAGUGGAGUGCAGGGGGCGCCUCCAGGCCGGGUACCGGCAGCCACUUCGUGGGAGCUGGGCUUGUUUGA